UAAAGCUGUUGGAGUGCAAGGACAGUUUGUGGAUAUGGAUACACCAUUAACAAAAAUUAACCUGCAUGUGAGAGCAGGACACAUCCUACCCUGGCAGAAACCAGAGAACAACACACACUACAGUCGUUUGAAUCCUCUGGGUCUGAUUGUUGCUCUUAAUGAUGAAGGUGUAGCAUAUGGAUCCCUGUUCUGGGAUGACGGAGAGGGAAUUAAUACUGUUCAGAAUGGACGAUACCUCUUGACAACUUUCUCUGUGUUUGAUCGGAAUCUUACGAGCGAGGUUUCUGUAAAUGGGCUGGCCGAGGCUGACCGACUGACCCUGGGUGUCGUGAGGGUUUGGGGUGUAACAGAGGAAGUCUCUCAGGUUACCAUGAAAGUGGCUGGGAAAACAGAUACCACCUUGGAUUACCACUAUAACCCUGAGAUUCAAGAGCUGCAGUUUGACGCAACAUCACUAUCUCACACCAUUGAAAAGUCUUUCACAAUCAUCUGGACCAAAACUUAGUCAUGGACUGUCUACGGAGACCAUCUUGAGCCAAGAGUAAUCGCAACUAUUUCUGUUUAUUAAUGAAUGUUCAGUCAACUAGUAAUUUAUUUAGCAUUUCUUCUGGAAGCUUUUUAUGGUAGAUAUCGUCUGGACUUAAAACGUUAAAUUAUU
This is a messenger RNA of Carassius auratus (goldfish), 658 nucleotides long. Its product is annotated as sucrase-isomaltase, intestinal-like. Gene Ontology annotation, molecular function: alpha-1,4-glucosidase activity. The transcript has 5 exons. Lineage: Eukaryota; Metazoa; Chordata; Actinopteri; Cypriniformes; Cyprinidae. The coding region runs from base 35 to 505 and encodes 156 amino acids. The record is from RefSeq and is a predicted model, not a curated record.